This is a messenger RNA of Lynx canadensis (Canada lynx), 2229 nucleotides long. RefSeq names its product ladinin 1 (gene LAD1). Lineage: Eukaryota; Metazoa; Chordata; Mammalia; Carnivora; Felidae. Bases 23 to 1552 code for a protein of 509 amino acids. The record is from RefSeq and is a predicted model, not a curated record. Gene Ontology annotation, molecular function: structural molecule activity. The transcript is spliced from 10 exons.
GGCGGCCCGCGGGCUCAGCGGCAUGGCUGUCAGCAGGAAGGACUGGUCCGCGCUGUCCAGCCUGGCCAGGCAGUGGACUCUAGAAGAUGAGGAAGAGCAGGAGCGAGAGCGCCGGCGGCGACACCGCAAUCUGAGCUCGGCCACGGACGAGGAAGCUCCCAAGCUCGCCCAGAAUGGACACACACCGGCUGCCCAGAGAUUGCCCAGCGUGGAGGAAGCCGAGGUGCCCAAGCCGCAGACCUCAGCCUCUAAAGAUGAGGACAGCCAGGCCACCCUCAGGACACGGCAGGAGCGGAGGCAGAGGCGGCAGGCAGUGGAGGCUGCACAGGCCCCUGUCCAGCGGGAGGCAGAGGAGGGAAGGGACAGCUCCGGCCCAGAGCAGGCCAAGCCGCAGCCCCUCAUGCCCAAGAAGGAGGCGGAGCUGCCUCCUCGCCGGAGACUGAGCCGGGAGCAGCGGGGCCCUUGGGCCAGGGAGGAGGAGAGCUUGGCGGGCCAAGAGGCAGAAGGCGGGAAGAAGGGGGUCUCAGAGAAGCCCCCUAUCUCAGAGAAGUCCUCCGUCCCAGAGAAGACAUUAGCCCCUGGCAAGAGACUGGUCUCAGAGGAGUUCUCCAUCUCGGAGAAGGCCCCGGGACCUGAGAAAACUUCUGUGUCAGAGAAAAGAGCCAUCUCAGAGAAGAAGGCCAUUCUAGAAAAAACAAGUGGCUCUGAGAAGUUGCCGGCCCCAGGGAAGACAUCAGACUCAGAAAGGAGACUGGUUUCUGAGAAAGCAUUGCUCUUUGAGAAGUCUCUGGUGUCCGAGAAGACCUCAGCGGCAGAGACAAAGCUGGCUCCAAAGAGGCUGGCAGCCUUGGGACAGCCCCAGGCAGGGGGGCGGCUGGCUUCUGGGGGAGGCCAGCCCACCACCACAGAGCAGAGGGGAAGUGCCCUCUCUGAGAAGAGCCCCCCGUCCUUGGCGGAGCUGGGAGAACAGGGUGUGCCAGACUCUCCGACUGUGACUUCCCGCCUCCCGCCCAUCACACUCCAGGUGAAAGUCCCCAGCAAGGAGGAAGAGGUGGACACACCCUCACCCACUCAGGCCACCUACAGCAGCUCCCUCAAACGCUCCAGCCCCAGGACCAUCUCCUUUCGGAUGAACUCCAGGAAAGACAACUCAGAAACAACCUUAACACGCAGCGCCAGCAUGAGGCUCCCGCCCAGCACAGUCAAGUUAGGCGAGAAGUUGGAGAGAUACCACACCGCUGUUCAGAGGUCGGAAUCGGUCAAGUCUCCAGGCUCCUCCCGCACCGAGUUCUUUGUGGCUCCCGUGGGCGUAGCCAGCAAGCGCCAGCUCUUCGAGAAGGAGCUGGUGGGCCAGAGCCGAGCAGACCCAGCCUCCAGCCGGAAGGAGAACAUGAGGCUCUCAGGGGCUGUGACAUCAAGGCUCAACCUGUGGAUCAGCAGGACCCAGGAAUCUGGAGAUCAGAACCCCCAGGAGGUGCGGAAACAGCCGGCAGCCACCAGGAGGACCCAGUUGGGAAAGAAAGCAGAUUCCUUCCUGGAGGCAGAGGUGUGACGAGCCCUCUGCCGGGACAGACCUGCAAGGUCUGCAUCUCAGGGGCCCUCCCUCAGGCCGGGCCCUGUCUCCAGCAGCAUUCCUGUCUCUCAUUGCCCCUGCCCCCUUUCUGGCUCUGGACCUGGGGCCGGGAGUGUCGGGGAGACUCAACCAGCUCCUGCCCAGCCCAGCAUCCGGGGGCAGGUGUCCCCCGGCACCUUGUCACCCCACUGCGGGCGCAGCAGAUCCCGGGACCCAGUGUCAGCACAGCGUUGGUUCUCGUCAGCACCGUGUGACCUCCACACCCCGUCCGGAGAUAGUUCCCGCUCACGUCCAGGGUCAGGGCGGUACUGUCUCUGAAGAACCUCAGGGUCACCUCUGUGAUCCGCUCCCAGCAGGUGCCUCCACGUGCCUGUGGUGUCCCUCGCUGAGGCCUGGAUUUACGCACCUUAGCCCCCGGGCCUGCUUCCAGCUUGCUGAGGCCCAUCGGCUGGGUUGUAAAGGAGUUGCACUGUCUUCCAUGUGCCCCCCUCCCCGCUUUGUUUUCCUCUCACUUCCUUGGCCUGCGGCUCUGGCCGGGAGCUCAGUGCCUUUUUGUGCGCCCCUUCACCCUCUUUCUGGAAAAGCUGUUCUCAGGAAAGGUCUGAUACACUCGCUCACUCUCAGGUGUAAGUGACUAAUAAUACCUUAAAAAUGGA